Messenger RNA from Hevea brasiliensis (rubber tree), 4355 nucleotides. Its product is annotated as zinc finger CCCH domain-containing protein 65. Gene Ontology annotation, biological process: negative regulation of DNA-templated transcription. The record is from RefSeq and is a predicted model, not a curated record. Gene Ontology annotation, molecular function: metal ion binding; RNA binding. Gene Ontology annotation, cellular component: nucleus. The transcript has 7 exons. Lineage: Eukaryota; Viridiplantae; Streptophyta; Magnoliopsida; Malpighiales; Euphorbiaceae. Bases 179 to 2947 code for a protein of 922 amino acids.
GUCUUUCUCAACUCCCGCCAGUCGCCGUCCACAACCGAUCAUCAACUUUCUCUGCCUUAUUUUACACCAUCGAUCUUCUUUUCUCUCUCCUUUCCGCCUAUUUCUCACCAGUCACCGCCAACAUCUUGCUCUUCAUUCCGCUGCUUAUUACGCCGGUAACAGCUCUACUUCAAACCCAAUGGAGAAACCACAAAGUGAGACCCCGAAAUCUCUUUUCCAUUUUCGACCUCAUCAUAAAUCGCAUCUCAAAAGCGAAACUUAUUAUACUUUGGUGCGAAUUCUAUCGCAAUGCCAUAACCAUCCGGAACUCUGUGAACUCUCCCGAAUUGUACCUCAGGAGCUAAAGUCAGAUAAUCAUAGCAAUGAACCAGGAAAAGCAUCUGAGGUUGUCACGGGCAUGGAUCAAAUUGAUUCCCUGACUCAAAAUAUUGUGUUGGGUAAUGAGAAUUUUGACCCGGCUGGCUUCCGAGAUGGUUUAUGUGACACAAAGGCAGUGAUCGAUGAGAUAGAGAAUUUCAUGAGAAUAGAAGAAGAUGAGGAUCCAUCCAAACAAAGGGACUUGCCAGUGGCAGUCAAUGAUGAUACUAAUGAAACUGGUUUACAAGAUAAAGGAUUUGGGCAGCUGCAACGAUUGCUAAUGGAUGAAUUAGAGGACGUAAUGAAAGGAAAUAAAGAAGUUGUUCAUGAUAAUGUUUGUAAUUUUGCAACCACAUCAUUGGAUGAGAGCCAGAAUGGUAGUGCUGUGGGUACAUUUUCUAAUAACCAAGAAGCACAUUUGGAUCUUCAACCAAUUUUUAUGGAGGGAUGUGGGGGUGUUGGUCGGCUACAUAUUGACAAAGAACACUCAACUCAAAAUACUUUUGCAACCAUAGAUUCAUCUUUGGAUAAAAUUGUAACUUAUGAAGUUUCAAAAUUGAGUGAUAACCAUGAAGAUAAAAGUUCCUCAAUGAGAAAUAAUCAGUUGGAAGCCAGUCAUGAGAUGCGUCAAAAAGAGAUGGAAUCAGGGAAAUCAGUUUGUACUAUUGGUGCAGUGGGUUCUUCUGAUCAUAUGAUUGAAGAUGGUGAAAUGGAAGAAGGAGAAAUUUCUGGUGAGUUUCAGGUCUGUGGCAGAUUAGUUGAUACGCCUUCUGAAGAUGUUGUAGGGCCACAAGAGCAGAAGCAACUUUCUGAAGAUGUUACAGAUAGAAAUAAGUUCCCUCUCAAUGACAAGAAAGAAGCGAAUAAAAAGGAUUCUGGGUCCAGUUUCAUUACAUUGGAGAUGGUUGAUAAUAUGAUUGAUACGAGAAAAGUGGAAACCAAAGAUGUAGGAGAUAAGAUGGCCAGUAAACGCAAAGUUAUUGCUUAUGGAGAUCCUAUAUUAGUUGAAGAGCUAGGUGGGUAUAAGAAACAAAAGAAAAUUUGUGAAACUAAGGAACUAAAGAAAGGAAGUGGAGUGAAGGGAAAAAAGAAAGGUAAGAAUUCAGCACCGUAUGCCAAAAGUGGAGAUCAAAUUGCAAUUGUAAGCCAAGAAAACGCAUGUAAAGAAAAGCUGAAGCAAGAUGCUGGUCUAAGGAAUAAGAAAAAGCGAGGACCCCCUUCUGAGGAAAGGAAAGCAAAGAAAAAGGAAAAAAAACGGAAGAAACGAGCACAAAAGAAUCGAGAGCUUGGUGUCAAGAGGCUGAAACUACGUCCAGUACAGAAUCCAAAACCUUUAGUAUUCUGUCGUCAUUACAUUAAAGGGAGAUGCCAGGAGGGUGAAAAUUGCAAAUUUUCACAUGAUACAAUACCGCUGACAAAAUCAAAGCCAUGUUGUCAUUUUGCACGCCACUCGUGCUUGAAGGGGGACGAUUGUCCAUUUGACCACCAGCUCUCCAAGUAUCCAUGUACUAAUUAUGUAUCAACUGGUUCUUGCAGCAGGGGUGAGGAUUGCAUGUUUUCACACAAGUUACCACUCAAGGAAGAUCUUCCAUCCGCAUCAAAUGUUAGCACUCCUGACCUGAAACCUCAAUCCUUGCCAGGCACUUCUAAUUCUAAAAAGCAACUUGAUAGUGAUGGAACUUCCCAUCACAAUGCCAAAGCCUCUCCUGACACUGUGGGAGUUAGUUCUUGCAAAAAUACAGAGCAUAAUGUGGCCAAGAGUGUUGUGAAUCCACCUGUGCUGGUACCCAAAGGCAUUACCUUUCUCUCUGCUGGCAAAUCAUCUGUUGCUGAAUCCAGUCAUUCUGUGCCAGGCAGUUCAUCUCUGACAAGGAAUGAGGAGUUCAAAGUUGGAAAUAAGACAGAUAGAAGUGCGUCAGGCUCAAUUCAAAAUUCAAAUGAGAUUCCGCGUGGUACUCCAGCAGCUGUGCCACCCAAGGGAAUAAAUUUCCUCUCAUUUGGCAAAGCACCAUGGGAAUUUUCCAGUGUUAAGAAAUUAACUAGCAAUAAUGGUGCCAAGUUAUCUUUAUCAAACAAUGUUGAUUUGACUAAGCAGUCGUCCUCACCUCUACAUACAAGUAAUAGCAUCCAAGUUGGUAAAGAAUCAAGGCAAAGUGUGUCAAAUACACCGCCUUGGUUGAAUAAGAUGCUGCAGGUAAGUAAAUUUGCAGCAGUGCCUCUGAAAUCAAACAUUUUGUCAUCUGGGGAAUCGUCAACAGAUGGUUCUAGAAGUAAUUCUCUGGGUAGCUCGUCGUCCAAUUCAGCUUCAUAUGUUGAUAGAUCUGUUCAAGCAAGCGCAGUUGCACCUGAGAAACCAAGUGCAAUCCCACCAGGGUUGUCAGCUUCUGCACAUGGUUCAGGUCCAUCUGCAGAUCACUUAGAACAUCCGUGGUUAAAAAACACACCAAAGUCAGCUCAGAAGGCAUUUUUAUCUACUCUUGCAUUUGCAGCAAAGGUUGAAUCUGAAAUGAAGAUAAAGCAAUCCAGCAUUGGUACUCUUGCUGUCAGUAGCAGGGCCAUUAAGGAAACUGGGGAUAGUGUGCAACCUUAGAUUCACAUAACGACUCAGCAAAAGCAUAAAAAUUUUGGAUUUCUAAUCUAGUGUUGCUGUUUAGCAAAUAGAUUGUUGUUGGGAACGUGAUUUAAGAUGGAGUUAGCAUGAGAAUUUUGGAGCUAAUUUUGAAGCUUUUAGCUCUCCAAAAUGCCACACCAAAGAGAGAGAGUGAGAGGCCAUUCACUGGUCAGUGCUAGCAAUUAUUAGUUCACUCUUUACCCUUCUCCCUUCCUCCAGCUGCUCUCUCUCUUUCAGUUGUACUUAAUGAGCUACAGUUUGCACAACUCUAACCACACCCUUCUUUCUUUUUCUACCUUUUACAAUUGGUUUUCAUUUAAUAGCGAAAAAUUUAGCCAAUAUUCUUGGAAAAAAAAUUAUGUACUGGUGGUUAAUAGUGGCUGUACCAUAGAGGAGCCGAUGGAGGUGAAGGAGUACAUUUUUUGGCUAAAAAACAGUUUCGGUAAAUCUCUUUGAACACACAUUCUAAAGAUUUGGCUAGCUGCAGGCUUGGUAGAUUCUCCAGGAGGUAAUAGUCUGUAAAAUCCUAGCAUUUCUGGACAAGAUGAACUUAUCGACCCAAUAUACAUUGGCCUAGAUUCAACUUGGAUAGGCAUUUGUCAUGUUAAAGUUGAUCAAUGCCAUGUGAUAGUUACUCUCUUGUGAUUACAGUUUCUGAGUAGCAUUCUUGGAAGGCUUUUGUCAAAUAGAAUUUUACAUCUUAUUAUUUGUCAAUUCAAGGGCCUCUUGUCUAGCAAGGGACGAUAAAAUGUAAAUUUAGAAUUCAAAAAAGUUUUCUAUUUGGCGUUUUUAAGGCAAGGGAUAGCUUGUGUGCCAUUGUCUAGCAAACUUCAUUUUGCAACCGAUAUAUGAGGGAAACAUCAUUGUGGUACUCGCAUUUGUUUCUCGGUAAUGUAUAAGUCAAGCCUUCACAUUUUCCUGCACUGAGCUACAAUGAUGCUGAUCAAUUUAAUUGCUGCUCUGGAUUUUAGGAGAGUGUUUUAGGCCAGCACAAGGGUUGAGCAACAGUAUCGCACAUGACCCUCCUGCAAUAGACUGGGACAAUGCGAGCUUUAUACCCUGGACAACGCGAGCUUUAUACCCUGCAAAUUGGAGGAACGUUGGGGGGACAAAUGAAAAUACUUCCGGUUCUGUUUUUGUAUAGUUUGGAGGGCAAUAAUUGGUGGCAGUAACUCUUAGUGCUGGGGCAUCCAUUCUGCACCAAGGUGAACCUGUGCACGGUAAUUGAAGUUCUGCAAACUGGUUAUUAAAGAAAGUAUUUUGUUAUUUUUUUGUUCUUCUUUUAUAAAUCUCACAAAUUUAAUAUGAACAUUGCUUGACUCAACAUCCAGUUAAAAAUCAUUCAGGUGGUGGCUAGAUGAUCAUAUCUACCCAUAUGCUUUAUUGA